AUGGUCCGAAUCAAGGAGCGUUACCUCCUAGUGAAGAUCCUCUACCCGAAUGAACUUGGUAGUCGCUCGGAUCUCCCUGAUGUUGUAGUUAUCAACCAGCCUACGACCGACCAACUCAACCCCGCAGGUCUCCUCAGGGGCAUACGCGCCGAGGUUGCCAGUUUGUUUGGGGACUACGGUUCGGGACUUGUCGAAGGCGGAAACUUAGGAGUUAAAUACUUCUCUCACGCCACUUCUACCUUUAUUUUGCGUAUUUCGCGAUCAUCAUAUCGCCUCGUCUGGGCCGCUCUCACCUUCAUGAGCAGUGUUCCGGUUAAGAAUGGGAAGCCAUGCAUCUUCCGUGUUGUCCACGUAAGUGGUACUAUGCGUAAAGCGGAGGAAGAAGCUAUCCGCCGCGCUCGAAAUCUCAUUUUUGCGGCGGAGAACGACCACAAAGAAAAGGCUAGGGAUACCUUUAGUAAUAUACGAUGGUAG
Daldinia vernicosa is the source of this 474-nucleotide messenger RNA. Its product is annotated as Rpp14 family protein. Lineage: Eukaryota; Fungi; Ascomycota; Sordariomycetes; Xylariales; Hypoxylaceae. Gene Ontology annotation, biological process: tRNA 5'-leader removal. Gene Ontology annotation, cellular component: ribonuclease P complex. The coding region runs from base 1 to 474 and encodes 157 amino acids. Gene Ontology annotation, molecular function: ribonuclease P RNA binding. The transcript is spliced from 3 exons. The record is from RefSeq and is a predicted model, not a curated record.